UAAGGCCACUAAGCCGCGCCAUGCCGCCCUGAGCGCUCGUCCAGUGUCCUCGGACGCUGGUCAAAACAGUCCGUCACAUUAGGCCGUUUAAAAAAUCGGUGAAUCACUUUAAUACAGCUUGAAAUUAAAAAUAAAUAUGACGGGCUUGGAACUCAUCGUCUCCUCCAUUUGCAAUGCCACUUUUUGCGAAGUGGUUUAUGAUAAUCCUAUUACAGAUACUCUACUGCCCGCACAAAAAAAGGAACUCCUAAAAAUAGCUGAAGACCUUAACGGCAAACAUUUGAAAAUAGGCACUUACGAUAAUUAUCCUUUAAGCUGGGUACACACUGAAGACAACGGAAAGCUGACUGGGCGUGGCGUUGCUUUCGUCGUUUUGGACAUAUUGCGCGAACGGUUCAACUUCACCUUUGAUGUAGUCACACCGCUCAAAAACUUUGAAAUUGGCAUUGAAGGCAGAAUGGAGGACUCAUUAAUUGGAUUGGUCAAUAGUAGUCAAGUGGACAUGGCUGCAGCUUUCCUCCCGAUAGUGUACAAAUACCAGCAGUUCGUGGAUUUCUCUUCUAUUCUCGACAAGGGCGUGUGGAUGAUGAUGCUCCAGCGGCCUAAGGAGUCCGCCGCGGGCUCCGGACUUCUGGCCCCCUUCGAAAUUCAAGUGUGGUAUCUGAUCUUAGCGGCAGUACUCUCUUACGGCCCGUGCAUCACUCUUCUCACGUACUUGCGGUCUAAGCUCGUGAGAGACGGAGAGAAAAACAUCUCGCUGACGCCCAGCUUUUGGUUCGUUUACGGAGCCUUGCUGAAGCAGGGAACUACAUUAGCACCAGAAGCAAAUACCACUCGGAUCCUCUUCACGACAUGGUGGCUGUUCAUCAUCCUGUUGUCCGCGUUCUACACUGCCAACCUGACUGCUUUCCUCACGCUCUCCAAGUUCACCCUGGAUGUCGAAUACCCUGAGGACCUGUACAAGAAAAACUACCGCUGGGUCGCGCCAGAGGGCAGCACAGUUCAAUACGUUGUCAAUGACGCUGACGAAAACUUACACUUCCUAAGCAAAAUGGUAGCUAAUGGGCGCGCCGAGUUUCGUUCAGUGAACGCCGAUCGUCAGUACUUACCCUACGUGAUGGGAGGCGCGGUGCUUGUAAAGGAACAGACAGCUAUACACCAUCUCAUGUUUGAAGACUACUUAAAAAAGACCAAGGCCAAGGUACCGGAAACGAAGAGAUGUACGUAUGUUGUCGCCCCAAAUCCCUUUAUGGAGAAAUUACGGAGUUUCGCUUUUCCGAAAAACAGCAAAUUAAAGUUAUUAUUUGAUCCAGUCCUCACGUAUCUUCUACAGUCGGGUAUAGUAACGUUUUUGGAAUUCCGAGACCUGCCCAGCACCAAGAUAUGUCCGCUGGAUCUGCAGUCCAAGGACCGCAAGCUGAGGAACAGCGAUCUAUCGAUGACGUACAUGCUAAUGGGGGUCGGCUUGGCGACCGCUAUCGCUGUCUUUGGUGGAGAGAUGAUAAUCAGAUAUUACGUUCGUAUCAAAAUCAGAAAAAAUCGGGGUGAAAGAACCAGAACAAAAACCGUAAAGACUUCGAAACAUAGACGCUUCAGGAUCCAAGACGAUAGCCACCCGCCACCUUACGAUUCGCUAUUUGGCCAGAACUCGCGCUACAAGAUGAACGGCGACUCCACCACCAAGAUUAUAAAUGGGAGAGAGUAUUGGGUGGUCGGUACAGUGAGCGGAGACAUCAGGUUUAUACCGGUUAGGACCCCUUCCGCGUUUUUGUAUCAGCGCGAUAAGUAGGUAAAUGAAAACUGAUUACCUUCAUUUGGCUAAAAGCCUCACUUCGAAUGAAUGCUUAUGAAUAUCUACAUAAAAUUGCAUAAGUAAUAUCUAAAUAAAAAUUAAAAAAAACCUUGGACUACCUAUAUCUUUCAAUCACCUAAGUCAGGGGUCCACAAACCUCUUGAAACCAUCAAAGCAAUUAACAGUUAAAAUUGCCCUGUAAUAUUUUAUUAAGUACUUAUUAUCUGUUGAGGAUUUUGACCAGUCAAAUCCUCUUUCCCAAAACUGAUGACUUCUAUACUCCAUUCCAGAUAACAUUAGACUCUAGAAGAUGGCAAGAUCAGGGAUCUCAACCUUUUCUGUGAAGUUGUGAUAUUAUUUUAAUAUAGUAUAGAGUAUCUUUGUGCUCAUUACAAUAAUAUCUUAUUCCCUAAAGUUGAUCCAAUAAAGGACAUAUGAAGUCAUGAGAUAGUCCUUACUUAUAUGUAAUAUAACUUAUUUAAUUGACUUAAUCCAAAAUUGGUACGAGAAACCUCAUAUUCGUUUUGAGCUAAGUCGUGGACGGACAAACGGACAGACAGGCAGACGAUGAAAAUUUUUGUUGUCAAUCAUGGCGUUCAAUUUCUUGUAUUUGUAUUUUAUAUGAAAACUAUUUAUGUAUUUACUGGUAUCAAGUAAGUUGGGUGGGGGCUCGAUAUUUUAUUUAGAACUUGGUUUGGAGCGUAUAAUUCUGAAAUGUCUUAUUUACAUGUGACAUGAAAAUUGCUUUAUGAAGAUAAUAACGAUUUGAUUUUUUCCUUCUGUUUAAUCCUAUCUGGAAUGGAGUAUACUUACUGGGUUGUCUUCAAAAGUUUUUCGAUCCCUGACUUAUGUGAUUGUGGUGUAAGGAAUGGUAAUGAAAUGAUUAUAUGAAAAAUAUCUCUUGAUCAAUUUGUUGUACCUAAUGAGUAAAAUUAGGCCCACCUUUAGUGCUUAUUAUUAUAAGUAAUUAGAAUAUGUAGUAAUAAAAUCUGUAUUUAGAAAAUACAGUUAAUGUUGUUAAUGUUUGAGAGAUAGUUUUAAUACAUAUUUUUUGUGGAAAGUAUGUACUUAAUGAUAUUACACAUGGCACAGAUGCACUGUUUUAUAAUAAGGAACAGAACCUUAGAGUCAAUAAAACAUUCAAUUAAAUAGGUA
Messenger RNA from Cydia pomonella (codling moth), 2947 nucleotides. RefSeq names its product glutamate receptor ionotropic, delta-2 (gene Ir76b). NCBI's taxonomy places the organism in Eukaryota, Metazoa, Arthropoda, Insecta, Lepidoptera, Tortricidae. Gene Ontology annotation, molecular function: glutamate receptor activity; sodium channel activity; transmitter-gated monoatomic ion channel activity involved in regulation of postsynaptic membrane potential. Bases 137 to 1789 code for a protein of 550 amino acids. Gene Ontology annotation, biological process: modulation of chemical synaptic transmission; synaptic transmission, glutamatergic. Gene Ontology annotation, cellular component: postsynaptic membrane; plasma membrane. The transcript has 10 exons. The record is from RefSeq and is a predicted model, not a curated record.